CUUCCACCGUGAAUUUUGAAUGAGAGCGUAACGGGAAACUAUGGCGUCUCGGUUCUCAUCCCUCCGGUUGCAGAGGCGCCGCCUGCAUACUGCCACCAAUCAACUAAGCGUUAGGCAAAUUCGCAACACCGACUUCUAUGGCUGCUUGGGGGACCUGAAGAACCACAUCUCCGACUCCGACUUCAUCGCCCUCUCUUUGCAGAACACCGGUUCUUCUUCCUUUCCUUGGCACCGCCUUCAGUCCUUCGACACCUACGAUACCGCCUAUUGCAAGGCCAAGUACGCCGCCGAGAAGUUUCAGAUCCUUCAAUUCGCUCUAUGCCCCUUCUCUGUUAGGGAAUCCAAGCUAAUCGCUCAUCCGUACAACUUUCAUUUGUUCCCCAGAGAUGAUCUGAACAUUGGGAUGCCUUCUUACAGUUUUUCAUGUCAAGUUUCACAUCUAACAUCCAUGGCUCGUGAAGGUUUUGACUUUGAUGCUUGCAUAUAUGAUGGCAUAUCAUACUUAUCUAGAGCUCAAGAGUCUAUAGCAAAAGUUCGAAUAGGCCGUUCAUUUCUAACACCUAGUACUUAUGCUGUGAAAUCUUCUUCUAGACAGACAAUUGCUGAUUCAGUUUUUGUUCAACGGGUUAAAUCACGGGUAAAGAACUGGAAAGAUGCAUGUAAUUCAAGCACAAAAACAAAUGACGCUCUGCUAAGUUCGUUGAAAAAGCUCAUCAUUGGCAGCGAGCAGUAUGGAUCAAGGCCAUCCAUGACUAUAGAUGUUUGUAGUGAACGUCAAGUUCUACUUGUUUUAGAGCUGUUGAGUGAGUUUUCUGAUGACCUGGUUCCUGUAGUAAAUCCAGCUAAGGGUGGAGGAACUCAAGCAAUUCGUGCCAUUUUGACGAGCUCAAAAGAAGACAAGAUUCUUCUUGAGAAGGAGCUUCAAAAUCUUGAAGAGGAAGAAAACAAGAAAUUUCGUGGUUUUCGAGAGGUGGUAGAUAUCAUUUCUGCUUCACAGAAGCCUAUUCUCUCCUACAAUUCUCUUAAUGAUUUUGCAUUUAUUCAUUCUAAAUUCCUUGCUCCCCUACCUACUGGUAUGGAUGAGUUUGCGUCCUCUUUGCAUUUGGUUUUCCCAAGAGUGCUUGAUGUAAAGCAUUUGAUCAGCAAGAUCGGUGGCCUCAGCAAGCCAAUCAGUAUAGCUUCAGCUCUUUCUUACUUGAAGAAUCAUUAUUUUGCACCUAUUGAUUUGGACAUUCCAGUUGAAGCUACAGGAAAUGAUCGCAAGUUUCAUGGGCACAACGCUAUACUGUUAUGCCAUUUGUUUGCAAAAGCCUGCUCUGUACUUAAAAUUGAUCUUGGUGGCGUCCAAUCCAACAACAAUUGUUUGGCCUCAAAGCUUGAUGGGUGUGCAAAUGUUUUUGGUUCAUUCUCCCCCGACCACCACGAAUCUGAGGAUGAGGACAUCAAGAUCUCGACGAAGAACGUUAGAAAGGUUAGCUGUAGGCAUUUGGUUUUCUUGUGGGGAUUUAGAGACGGGAUGACUGCUCAGUCGAUGAAAACUGCACUUGAAGGAUCCCAUGAAGUUUUCUGUGAAGAGUUUGAUGUCCGGUUCGUGGACAAGAAAUGCGCCAUCGUCGUAUUCUGGCAACCUGGCUUAUCUGAGGCGUUCCUUGAUGCAAUAAACAGCGAUGGCAUUGUGGGAUGUUUAAAAGAUAUGGUAUCUGAAGGCCUAAAAGCAACAGGUUAUGAAACUUACAAGAGGGUGUGUAGGUUGGGUUUAUGGGAAGCAGAUUUAGCGGAGUCCCUGGAGAGAGCCAGUUCAGAACAACAUCAUUCCAGUUUCGAAGCUGAUCCCGAAACCGAGCGGUUAGAUAUCUAUUACUCUAAUGAUUCUAUAAUUAAUUUGGCUGAUCUUUGAAACCAUUUUAGAGAUUGCCAAAAUGCAUAUAGCGUAGGGAGUAUUGAAGUGAUCUUCCUCCUAUUUCCUAACUGAUAUUUGGCACCCAUGAUGAUGAUAAACACCUUGGAAGUUUUGGUCCAUUCCAAAGAGAGCAAGUCUUUUAAGUUUA
Messenger RNA from Cucurbita moschata (crookneck pumpkin), 2048 nucleotides. RefSeq names its product poly(A)-specific ribonuclease PARN-like. The transcript has 8 exons. Bases 41 to 1897 code for a protein of 618 amino acids. Gene Ontology annotation, cellular component: cytoplasm. Gene Ontology annotation, molecular function: RNA binding; 3'-5'-RNA exonuclease activity. Lineage: Eukaryota; Viridiplantae; Streptophyta; Magnoliopsida; Cucurbitales; Cucurbitaceae. The record is from RefSeq and is a predicted model, not a curated record.